Molecule: messenger RNA, 720 nt
Organism: Menidia menidia (Atlantic silverside)
Lineage: Eukaryota; Metazoa; Chordata; Actinopteri; Atheriniformes; Atherinopsidae
Source: the annotation of a GenBank genome assembly
AAAGACGCAAUGACUCUCCAGUGGACCGCCGUUGCCUUUUUUCUGUAUGCAGAGAUAGUGGUCAACCUCAUCCUGUGCAUUCCCUUCAUAUCAGCACGGAGGUGGCGUUCGGUUUUUAGCUGGAGAAUUUGGAGCUGGUUGUCCCCCUACUGGAAUAAAUGCUUCUUUGCAAUAAUCAUGGCUCUCAUUAUCCUUUUCAUUGAUGCUGUCCGGGAGGUGCAGAAGUACUCGGGUCCUGAGCCCAUGCAAGAUGCCAAAGUGAACCCCACCUUAUAUGAUCACGUCUACAUGAAGCUGUUCAGGGCCCAGAGGAACCUUUACAUAUGUGGCUUCUCUCUUUUUCUGUGGCUUAUCAUGCGUCGGGUUGUGACAUUGCUCAACCAGGUUGCCAUCUCCAUGGAGAACAGUGAGGGCCUUCAGGCGCAGAUGGAUAAUGCCUUUAAAGCAGCCAAGAAGCACCAGGAAGACAACCAGACGCUCAAAGCAGCACUUUUAGAGGAGGAAAAGUCCAUGUCAGCAUCAAAACAACAACUGAAACUGGAGGCUGAAAAGCUGACAGGCCAACUGAGGGCUGCUGAGGAAGCUGUGCGAAAGUCUAAUGCGGAAGUUGAAGCGAUGAGGAGGCAGGCCAAAGGUCUGGCACAAGAGUAUGACAGACUGUUAACGGAACAUCAUCAGCUUCAGAAUCUUCAGACUGCUGAGGACAAAAAGGAUCAGUAA